Molecule: messenger RNA, 272 nt
Organism: Racocetra fulgida
Lineage: Eukaryota; Fungi; Glomeromycota; Glomeromycetes; Diversisporales; Gigasporaceae
Source: the annotation of a GenBank genome assembly
AAAUAAUAGAAAUUGUAGAAGAAAAUAUUGAUAACCAAUUAGAAGAAGAAAAAGAUAAAAAAUUUGUUUAUUUAAAAAUUUAUUUAGUAGAUAAAUUACUAAACAAUAAUGAGCAAAGUAGAUCUAUUAAAAAAUGUUUAGAAUGCCAAACUUCUAAUAUUAAUAAUAAAAAACAAUUAUGUCCUAAUUGUAAUGCAAAAUUAUCAACAAUUAAUGAAUUAAAACAAUUAAAUGAACCAUUGGUAAUUGCAAAUAAUACUGAAAAAUCUUUA